AUGGCUAGCACGGGGGAGUCGGCGGCAGCCCUGGAGACACCGCUUGCUGCUGAGGCCUUCCGUGAAAUGCUCAAGGACUUGGAUACGAAUGCUGCUCCUAUGAUUAAUGCUUUGGCUUGGAUAGCACUCGAGAACGAAGACGGAGCUCGGGAGAUUGCAGCGCUGCUGCUAGAGCGCCUAGAGCGAGGCGCGUCCGCGCUACAGUCGGACAAACGAGCAAACUCGCGAACAUCAUCCCUAGACAAGGUAUCGGGGGCAAAGGAUAGCGCGGUAGCAGUCUCAGAAGACGCCCUACUCGCAACGCUCUACCUGAUCGACUCGAUCAUCAAAAGAGUCGGUCCUUUCCUAGACGCUGCGCAGCGGUAUCGGAGCUAUCUCCAGGAGCAAGGUCUGGCGGCGCUGUUGCGACAGCUAAGGAAAACCCAUACCGCACUUGCCCCGAGAAUUGACAAGCUUGUAAACCUGUGGCAAGAUGCUCGAUACUUUGGACGAGCGUUCACAGAGCAGGUAUUCGAACGCGAACGAGAUGCCCCGUCGGUGCCGGCAUCCUCAGCACCGUCCACAGAGCCUGGUGCUCCGGAGCGAGCAUCGUUGCAGUCGACCGGCACAACCACGGCCAGUGCUUGGUCUAGCGUACAGCUGGCGCCGUCGUCGAGUUCCAUGGUGGACGCAGGCCGUUUGCCAGAUGCCAGUGGACCGAACGCUGACAUCCAAGUCGCCUCGGAGCGUUUGAUUCAAUUCGUCCAGCAAGGAAUCCUACCACCAGCAGAGGAUGUAACUCUCUUUGAUCGUCUCGUACAGGCGCAGCUGAGCGUGCUGGGUCCCCGCGACUGGUCUUUGCGGCAGUAUCUGGAGCAGUUGCGGAUGCAGAUGCAGGUUGCCAUCCGCUCUCUCGCUGAGGCUAAAAGAGCUUCCUGGAUGGGUGCAGGCCGGGCGCCCGGCAUGACCCCCGAUAUGCCUGGUGCGCUCAUCGGCGGCGUACAGCAAACGGUACCGCCUUCUGCGGCGGUGCCUUCGACGUUGCCGUACGGGGCUGUUCCGCCGGCUUCGUUGCAGCGACCUCUUCCAGGCUCGAACUGGAACCCCAUGGAGCACUCCGCUGCACCAGGCUAUUCCCUGAACUGGUCAGUGCCGGGCACAGCGGCAGCGGUCUCUUUCUGGGGCGGCGGAACACAUACCGCCUCAACGCACAGCCACACGAGUGCGGUAGGCGCACCGCCGAGUACUGACGAGGCUGAAAGUGUCUCUUCGGGAAGCGAGCGUCCACGACGGAAACGGCGUGAGCGCUGUGUUAGCUUUUGUGACAUCAAACGAAUUUCACCAUCGCACGCUGUUGAACAGCUCUACAACAGGCUCCCAUUAAAAGCGGAUGGUACGGGUAUUCGGUUUCGGACGCGGACACAGCUCCGGGAUCAUUUGGACUGGGUGUUCGCGGAGAAUCAGCGGACACGCCUCCGUCAACGCGGUGGUAUGUCGCGAAACUGGUUCAUGAAUGCGACUGAGUGGAUGCAACAUGCAGGUGGAUAUCCUGGUACCGGUUUCGAGUCGCCGCCAGCUGAUGCAGUAAGUGGCGGUCUGGCUCCCUCUCGCGACGCGUUCGUGGAAGCGGGGCUCGUGUUUGCAGCACCAGCCUCCUCGGAUACGGAAACGAACUUGCGAGGCACCGGUCAUGAUAACGUGGCAAGCAUGGCGACGGAGGUGAGCAGUGACCGAGCGCGACGCCUUGCCGACGGCUCUGCUGCGCCUGCUUCAACAUCGGAGGCGAUUCCGGCCAUUAUUGAGGACGCGGUUUGUCCGGUAUGUCAUGAAGAACUUGAGACUUUCUAUGAUGCCGAGAGAGAUCAGUGGCUUUGGCGUGAUGCGGUCAUGGAUACGGAAACCGGCUUUGCGUUCCAUCGUCAGUGCUAUGGCGAAGGGGUUAAUUUGCUAUUAGAUGAACGUGCGGAGCAUACCGCAGCAGCAACAGAAGAAGAAGAAGAAGAAGAAGAAAGCCCAACAGCGUCCGAGUCGGCGUACCCAGCGAAGCGUCAGCGUUCCAAGUCCGGGGACGAGCCCGGGAAAUCCGAGUUGUUCGCUGCGGCCACCGUUCCGCAAGCUGCUGUGGAGUAUGAAAAACUGCAUCAGUCGCAUCAUCAGCUCGCUGAGGAAAGCAGGUCGGUUUCACAAGGCGACACAGCCGCUCGUGAUCGUAAUGCAUUGCUUCAGAAUGCUGCAAACACGUCAACUGAUGCCCGCAAGCUGAAUGAGCAGCUGCUACCGCACACGCUUGAGUCGUCAAGAACAGAGCGGCAACCUCACGUUGUUGGGGAUGGAUCUCAGGCGACAGAGCGAUUCACAGAGCCUUCGUGCUCAGCGGAAGCAAGUUCCUCGCAAGCGUUGCGGCACUCGGAUGCAGAGGAGCUAGAGGCGCUUACCGUUCGAGAGCUGCGAGCACGCCUCGAUCGUGCGGGUGUUCCUCAUCGACAUCUGAAACGAAAGGCAGACUUAGUAGCAGCGCUCGCGGCGGAUGCAACGAGCGUCGCCCAGGAGCAUCCGUAA
This is a messenger RNA of Cyanidioschyzon merolae strain 10D, 2538 nucleotides long. RefSeq lists its product as hypothetical. The transcript has a single exon. Lineage: Eukaryota; Rhodophyta; Bangiophyceae; Cyanidiales; Cyanidiaceae. Bases 1 to 2538 code for a protein of 845 amino acids. Gene Ontology annotation, cellular component: mRNA cleavage factor complex; cytoplasm. Gene Ontology annotation, molecular function: mRNA binding; RNA polymerase II complex binding. Gene Ontology annotation, biological process: termination of RNA polymerase II transcription. The record is from RefSeq and is a predicted model, not a curated record.